Molecule: messenger RNA, 1017 nt
Organism: Striga asiatica
Lineage: Eukaryota; Viridiplantae; Streptophyta; Magnoliopsida; Lamiales; Orobanchaceae
Source: the annotation of a GenBank genome assembly
AUGUGCCUCCAGCUUGCAGACCGUUCAAUCCGGUACCCAAAAGGGGUAGUGAAAGAUGUCCUUGUCCGUGUUGGGAGACUCAUUGUCCCUGUGGAUUUCGUCGUCCUGGAUGUGGGGGACGUACAGAAGAAUGGGAAGGAUCACACCAUCCUUCUAGGCAGACCAUUCAUGGCCACCACAAACACCCUCAUCGAUGUGAAGAAUGGGACCCUGAACAUGACCGUCUUGGGCGAGUCCGUUUUUAUUUCAGUCCGAGAAGCCACAUCUACAUCCUCAGUGAACUUUGUAGAGGAGUGCGCCUUUGUUGAUGUUAGUGACCCGUGUGUGGAAGAGAUGACUAUACGUGACUUCGAAGAGAGGACAAUGCCUGAUCUAGACGAUGAAGAAGAGCCAACCAUUGAGCUCUUUGCCGUUGACGAGCCCCACACACUGACUCCGACCACAUUAGAAUUGAAGGAGCUGCCCCGACACCUCAAGUAUGUGUUCCUUGAUGACGAGAAGCAAAAGCCGGUAAUCAUCUUCGCUGAGCUUUCGCUUAACGAGGAGAAGGAACUAAUUGAUGUGCUCAAGAAGAAUCAGAAGGCGAUUGGGUGGAGCCUCGGAGACAUUAAGGGCAUCAGCCCUUCCACAUGCAUGCACCGGAUAAUCCUAGAAGAAGGUGCCAAGCCAUUUCGGGAUAGCCAGCGGCGGCUCAACCCGAAUAUGAUGGAAGUCGUAAAGAAGGAGGUGCUCAAGCUCUAUUCAGAAGGACUCAUUUAUCCAGUGGCGGACAGCGAAAGGGUCAGCCCCAUACAUGUAGUUCCGAAGAAAGGGGGUAUCACGGUUAUCGAGAACAAGAAGAAGGAGAUGGUCCCCACCCGAAUCACUACCAGGUGGAUAAUGUGCAUAGACUAUCGGCGCCUCAAUGCCGUGAUAAAGAAGGAUCACUUCCCGUUACCCUUCAUCGAUCAAAUUCUCGACCGUCUCUCGGGCCAUCAGUUCUACUGCUUCUUAGACGGACUCUCCGACUACUACUAA